ACUCCACACUUCCUGCUUCCGGGUAGGGAAGGCGGGCUUUUUGGCGAGUGUUGGUGGUGAUGGGCCAUGAGGCUUCCGGGGUGGGUCGCUUUCUCUAAACUCCCUCCCGGAUCACUCGGAGCAUCCACACUUUUCUCCGUGGCUCCCAGAAGCCACCAUAACACACUUACGUCGGUCCAGUGUGCCGCUAAUAGUGCACGUAGCAUGGCCGAAGAGGCGAAGAAGCUCGCCGCCUACGCCGCGGUGGACAACCACGUCCAGAACAACCAGGUGGUCGGAGUGGGCAGUGGCUCCACCAUUGUUUACGCAGUGGACAGACUGGCGGAGAGGGUGCGCCAGGAGAAGCUGAACAUCGUGUGUGUUCCCACCUCCUUCCAGGCCCGCCAGCUGAUUCUGCAGCACGGUUUGGUGCUGUCUGACCUGGACAGACACCCCGAGCUGGAUGUUGCCAUCGAUGGAGCAGACGAAGUAGAUGCAGAUCUGACAUUAAUUAAAGGUGGAGGCGGCUGUUUGACUCAGGAGAAGAUUGUAGCUGGCUGCGCAAAACAUUUCAUCGUCAUCGCGGAUUACAGGAAGGACUCCAAGGCUCUGGGCCAGCAGUGGAAGAAGGGGGUUCCCAUCGAGGUGGUCCCCAUGGCCUAUGUCCCCGUCUCCAGGAGGAUCGUCCAACUCUUUGGAGGGGAAGCCAAUUUAAGAAUGGCUGUCAGUAAAGCUGGUCCCGUGGUGACAGACAACAGCAAUUUCAUUCUGGACUGGAAGUUUGUGGGCGCUCAGAAGUGGAAGGACAUAAACUGUGCCAUCAAGAUGAUUCCAGGGGUUGUGGAGACGGGACUCUUUGUCGGCAUGGCUGAGCGAGCCUACUUUGGAAUGGAGGACGGAAACGUGCUGAUGCGGGAUGCCCCCGUCAACUGAGGAGUUGGACCCGGCGUGCCCUCCUUGGAAGUAGACACAUCUCAUGAUUUUACUCACCAUGCAAGUGUGUCUUAUUGGUAUUUUCCACUUGAUGUGGAAAGUUGUGAGUUAUUAUUGCCAGAAUGCUUGCAAAGCAGCCUUGACCCGAGCUGCUGUUUGUGUUCAGAAUGAAACAAACACACAAUCGUGUUAUUUCUUGUGCUAAGUAGAAACGAUAUGGAUGGAAAACAGAUCGUUUUUGUCUGUAAUAGAAUCAAGGUUGUAGUAAUAAGGAAUCAAUAUAGUACUAUCUAUCUAAUUCACAGGAUGAAGUAAGUAACUUCCUGUGUUCUUACACAUGCCUCCCUCCAUUAGUGCCUGUCAAGUCCACAUGUUUACAUGCUAUUUUCAAAGAAGCGACUACAUCACUUUGUCUUUCCGGUGGAUAUUUUGGAGGUGUUUUGACUUGAUUGUUGCAUGACUGUUGUAUAUCUUAAAGCACUGUACAAUGGGACGGCGUGGCGAAGUUGGUAGAGUGGCUGUGCCAGCAAUCGGAGUGUUGCUGGUUACUGGGGUUCAAUUCCCACCUUCUACCUUCCUAGUCACGUCUGUUGUGUCCUUGGGCAAGACACUUCACCCUUUGCCUCUGAUGGUUGCUGGUUAGCGCCUUGCAUGGGUAAAUGUGGAAAUACUGUCAAAGCGCUUUGAGUACCUUGAAGGUAGAAAAGCGCUAUACAAGUAUAACCCAUUUAUUUAUUUAUAACAAUGCAGUCUGCAAGGUGUUUCAGAUAUGUCCCUCUUUGCAUCCAUGCCAUGUUUUGCACCAGCAUUUGAAUUAAUUCAUUCUUAAACAAAGUGACUGAUUGAUGGGUACACUUGUUUUUUUUUGCUUUUGAAACAAAACAAGACCAAAACAAUGCACGUGCCUCUGUUUCAAUUCAAUGCUGUUUGUUCCAUUUAUCUUGAAAAUAAACAAAUCAGUGUUGC
Molecule: messenger RNA, 1878 nt
Organism: Entelurus aequoreus (snake pipefish)
Lineage: Eukaryota; Metazoa; Chordata; Actinopteri; Syngnathiformes; Syngnathidae
Gene: rpia
Product: ribose 5-phosphate isomerase A (ribose 5-phosphate epimerase)
Exons: 9
Coding region: 67-912 (281 amino acids)
Biological process (GO): D-ribose metabolic process; pentose-phosphate shunt, non-oxidative branch
Cellular component (GO): intracellular membrane-bounded organelle
Molecular function (GO): ribose-5-phosphate isomerase activity
Source: RefSeq, a predicted model, not a curated record